UAACAAUGUCCGGCGUCGCUGCACCGAGAGUCGCGAGUCGAGCGAUAAAUCACAAUCGAAUCGCAGAACAAUGCUCCGCGCGAGAUCUCGGGAGGGGUGCGCGCCCUAGCUGCGUGGAGCUGCGGCCACCCCUGUCCUCCACCCUCUCCAACCCUUAACACGAGCGUCAUUAGGUUCAAAUUGAAACGUACAACUACAUGAAAAAGUUUGCUCAUCUGAAUCCCAAUCGAUCUGCUUCCCCGAGCACAACACACGCCGACCACCAGUCUCGGGCUGCGAGCGUGGCCGCGAGCGGCUUUUUCAUUUUCCUAGUGUUUUCUGAGUGAUGUGCUAGUGUUUUGGUCCUAAGAUGGAGGGGCGGAGGUCCUGGGAUGGUGUGCCUUUGGGGGAGGCUCAUUCUCCGCCUCAGUCGGUGCCGGGGCGGCGGACGCCGCUGGGCGCCGUGGGGCUGGGCGGGUUCUACAUGCAGGGCGGGCAGCCUCCGCCCCAGCACUGCUACCCGACGGACGAGAACCAGCCGGAGCCCGGCACUAGCUACGGACAAAGUGGGUCCAUGGGAGAUGGCAAAUCAAAACAGAAGAUGCGUCAAGGAAAAACUGUCCGACUGAACAUAAACGCACGGGAACGAAGAAGAAUGCAUGACUUGAAUGACGCACUGGACGAGCUGCGCGGCGUGAUCCCCUACGCUCACUCACCGUCCGUCAGGAAGCUGUCCAAGAUCGCCACCUUACUGCUCGCCAAAAACUACAUUCUCAUGCAGGCCAGCGCAUUGGAGGAGCUGAGGAGACUGGUCGCCUACCUGCAAGGCACGGCCACAGCCGCCGGCAUCGUUCCUCCCGCUGGGUUCGACCUGGCCGGGUUCCCCGCCGCCGCCAAGUUCCUGCAGUCAGGCCCCUCCGCCGCGCCCCCGCCGCCCCCCGAGCCCCCCUCUUGAGACGCACUUAUCAAGCUGGAACCGCCCAUGGGCUGAACACCAUGCCUUAACGUAGUAAGAUGCGAUGGAUAUCUUAAGGAUAUCAAGCAAGGGCAAGCGAAAAUAUUAAGAAUAAUUUGACACUCGAUCAAUCUCGACUAGACUAGACUAAUCUAAGCAUUUCAAAUCUUUCUGUAUGAAAUUUGUGUCGUAGAACACAAUAAAGCGUGGCAAGGCAUCGACCUCUUUCUUAAAUUAAGUAAUACGUAUGUAGUAGUUAUUUUGGUUAAUUAGAUUAUAGAAUCCGACAACAUAAAAUAAUCUCAAUUAUUAACCCUGAAAGUGGAAGAAUCUAAUUGAUGAUGGGCGCUCAACUCUCGGUUUAG
This is a messenger RNA of Plutella xylostella (diamondback moth), 1299 nucleotides long. RefSeq names its product oligodendrocyte transcription factor 3. Gene Ontology annotation, molecular function: E-box binding; DNA-binding transcription factor activity, RNA polymerase II-specific; protein dimerization activity. The record is from RefSeq and is a predicted model, not a curated record. Lineage: Eukaryota; Metazoa; Arthropoda; Insecta; Lepidoptera; Plutellidae. Gene Ontology annotation, cellular component: nucleus. Gene Ontology annotation, biological process: axon development; sensory organ development; positive regulation of transcription by RNA polymerase II.